UGGAUUUUGUGUAGUCAGUAGAGUACGUUACGUUGUGGCAUCAUUCUGCGUAUGAUGUCGGAUGUAAUCUGCUGGUGUAGAGACGAAGAAAUAGAGGAGUAGAAAGAGAGAGAGGUGGAAUUUGAGACGAUUCUUGAGGUUGGUCCAAUACAAAGUUACAUGAUUGUGAAGGACACCCAUUUCAGGUUUAUUCUCAACCAACGUUAUUUGUCUCUACCUAAAUUGCCUGUUACAAUUAUGCACUUAUUUGAACAAUACUGGGCACUGUUGAGGCAGGCAAUGAAACGAUAAUACAGGCUAGGCUGGGGAUUUUCAGCAACCGUUUUCACACAGUUCCGUGUGAUUUUAAUCGCAAUUUACUACACUCACUGCAAGCUACUGUAAGAGCUCCUUACUAGGUUAAUUGUUGCUAGUUUAUAUUGUCUGAUUAUAUGUUUGGGUAAUGUUAUGUAGUUGAUGGCAGCAUUUGUUUUCCUAGUUAGAUAUUGUAGCUCAUGUGCCUGGGAGUAGGACAAACAAAUAGCUUUUAUGACGUUGUCGUACAAUGCCCUUCACUUUGUUGCAUCACAGAGCUAAUAUUGGACUAUUUCGAGUCACAAUGGAGGUAACAGACUGGACCCAAACCAUGCUUCCUCUGUUGCUGCUAGGUCCAUCCUUACUAGUAGAGACCCAGUGUUGCUGUAUCUGUAACAAGACAGGCAAACUCGCAGUAGCUGUUAAGUUAAAAUGAUAGCUCAUUAGCUAAAUAAACAAAGCCAAUGGCAAAUCAUAAUGUAGACUAACACGUGAUGUAAUGUGAAUGUAGGCUAGCCUAUGGCUAUGGGUUCCUGUGACUUGGAUAGUGUUGGCCUAUUCAAACAACACUAGUAGGCUAUUACCCUAGCCUAUAACAACAGUUAUUUAGUUACAUUGGUCCCACAAACCACAUUAUGGAAAUCAGCUGACAAUGACAAGUCCCUGGCCGAUACCCUCAGAUGACAUCCUUGCUAGUAGAGGAGAGAGCUCUAUCCGCAGCAGAGCUCUAGGUGAAUGUGUCGGCCUAUCUGUGUGAGAGUCAGCAUGUAGCCUAUAGUCAUGUGUGACUGUGUGUCAGUCUCUGUUGAACUGGUUCACUGUGGUUUGAAAACAUAGUUACACAACUAGGCCAAUGACAUAACACUGGCCUAGCCUAUGGUGUGAUGUGUGCAACAAGACUUCAGCUGGAGUUCAUAAAUUUGUUUUCCAGAUUUCAGCUAAACUGAAUGUGUAGGUCUACACAAAUGUUUUGGCAUUUAGAUAGGCCUUAUGUCUCUUACCUGUUAGUAUGAUUAGGGAAGUUGUUCAGGCUAGCCUACAUAUUGGAUUGGAUUCCUCACCAUGUUCGUUAAAGACACGUUACUGUACUGUGUAACAAUGACAUGCCAGACAUAGUUUCAGCUCCAGGUAGGUCUAAUGCUUGUUGUGUUCUCCGACUCAUUCACCUCUCAUCAGGGCUGGGUCCUAAAUGGCACCCUAUUCCUUAUAUAGUGCACUACUUUUGACCAGGGCCCGUAGGGCUAUGUAGGGAAUACUAUGGUGCCGUUGUUUUGGGCUGAAGCAUCUCUCAUUUGCCUGCAGUAAAGACAGUCCACAUUGUUUCUAUGUUCAACCUGAGAAAGUAGCCUUCUGUGUGUCAAGUCGCCACGUUUUAUUGCUUCCACGUAGCCUACUCAAGCUGUGAUCUGAUUUCGGUCUAUAUGCAUCGUUGACGUGUGUGUGAGUUUCUCUCUCCCUUAUGUGCGUAUUGUGUGUUUGUGUGGGAUUGUUACUAGUGUAGAUUUUAAUGGCAGAUUACAUAAUCUAGACUAGAGGAGGCCAUCAUAAAAUCUCACUGUAAUGAAUCUGGAGAUCACCAUCAGGCGGAGCCUAGGGGGUCAGGGGGAGAGAAAGGGGGCGAUGAUUGGUGCAAGGAAGGGCAGCGAGGAGGGACUUUAAUUAAAGUGGCAGUAAGAGCAAAAUAAAUAACAAUAUAGGGAUGAGGUAGUUGGGUGGGCUAAUUUCAGAUGGGCUGUGUACAGGUGCAGUGAUCGGUAAGGUGCUCUGACAACUGAUGCUUAAAGUUAUUGAGGGAGAUAAGUCUCCAGCUUCAGAGAUUUUUGCAAUUCGUUCCAGUCAUUGGCAGCAGAGAACUGGAAGGAAUGGCGGCCAAAGGAGGUGUUGGCUUUGGGAAUGACCAGUGAGAUAUACCUGCUGGAGCGCAGACUACGGGUGGGUGCUGCUAUGGUGACCAAUGAGCUAAGAUAAGGCGGGGAUUUUCCUAGCAGUGAUUUAUAGAUGGCCUGGAGCCAGUGGGUUUGACGACGAACAUGUAGUGAGGACCAGCCAACAAGAGCAUACAGGUCACAGUGGUGGGUAGUGUAUGGGGCUUUGGAGACAAAACGGAUGGCACUGUGAUAGACUACAUCCAAUUUGCUGAGUAGAGUGUUGGAGGCUAUUUUGUAAAUGACAUCGCCGAAGUCAAGGAUCGGUAGGAUAGUCAGUUUUACGAGGGCAUGUUUGGCAGCAUGAGUGAAGGAGGCUUUGUUGCGAAAUAGGAAGCCGAUUCUAGAUUUAACUUUGGAUUGGAGAUUCUUUAUGUGAGUCUGGAAGUUGAGUUUACAGUCUAACCAGACACCUAGAUAUUUGUAGUUGUCCACAUACUCUAGGUCAGACCCGUCGAGAGUGGUGAUUCUAGUCGGGUGGGCGGGUGCUAGCAGCGUUCGAUUGAAAAGCAUUCAUUUAGUUUUACUAGUGUUUAAGAGCAUUUGAAGGCUACUGAAGGAUUGUUGUAUGGCAUUGAAGCUCGUUUGGAGGUUUGUUAACACAGUGUCCAAUGAAGGGCCAGAUGUAUACAAAUGGUGUCGUCUGCGUAGAGGUGGAUCUGAGAGUCACCAGCAGCAAGAGCGACAUCAUUGAUAUACACAGAGAAAAGUGUCGGCCCAAGAAUUGAACCCUGUGGCACCCCCAUAGAGACUGCCAUAGGUCCAGACAACAGGCCCUCCGAUUUGACACACUGAACUCUAUCUGAGAAGUAGUUGGUGAACCAGGCGAGGCAGUCAUUUGAGAAACCAAGGCUAUUUAGUCUGCCAAUAAGAAUGCGGUGGUUGACAGAGUCGAAAGCCUUGGCCAGGUCGAUGAAGACGGCUGCACAGUACUGUCUAUUAUCAAUCGCGGUUAUAAUAUCGUUUAGGAUUAUUGAGAAGGACAGAAUGCAAUGGUGCUGAUCUUCUGAACCUGAGAUCUGAGCCUGUAUUUAUCAAGCGUCUCAAAGUAGGAGUGUUGAUCUAGGAUCAGUUUAGCCUUUUAGAUCGUAAUGAAUCACAUUAUUAUGGACAGGCAGGAUCUGAUCCUAGAUCAGACGCUUCAUAAAUACGGGCUCUGGCUAUAUAACGUUUGAAGUUGUAUUAGUCCUAUGUACGGGAUACACAUGGUAUACACUGUCUAACUAAAUUCUUAUUUAGGACCCCUGCAUGUCUCUUCCCCCAGUAAGCUAUUUCAGAUCAAAGGAGAAAAAUCACACAGGCACAGCCAAAGUUUUAAUCGUGGCACAGGACCUGAGCAAAAAGAGAGCCUAUAGGUGGUCUAUCUUUUCAGGCUGUAGCAAUAGAAAGAGAGUGAAUCUCAGCUCACUGUUAGCAUGAUCUUCAUUGAGUUAACCUGCUGUUGUAUCGCUAGCUUUCUUUUCACCAUGGUAAUCUUGGUAUUUCAGCCCCUCUGUGAGUGGUUGCUAUCCACCCAGAUUAAAGACAGUCCCUGAGAUUACCACUGGAUUAUGCUCUCUCUCUUUGACUUUCAGUCAAAUCACUCUGUUUGUAAAAGAUAGAAUUAGGCUGGUGAAGUCCAUGUCACGAUGAAGUCAUAUGAUGUCCUCUCCGUACUACCAAGGAGCCCACUACAAUGCUGACGACACUUUGGCGUCACACGUCCACACUCACUAAAGCUUAUGCUUUCUGUAUAGUUUUCAUAUGCAUUCUCAGGGUAGUGAAGCAGCCCUCCCUAUCCUGUCUCCCACAGACAAAAUGGCAGUGUACGAAACCAUACACCAGAUGUCCAACCCAGCAAAUGCACCACUACAUUACUACUACCCAGAUCUCUGUUACCAUAUCCAGGCUUAGUUUAGGCUAUGUCCCAAAUGGCACCCUAUUCCCUAUAUAGUGCACUACUUUUGACCAGGGCCUAAUAUAUAAUGUAAUUUGGGAUGCAUCCUUAUGUAGCUUAUACUAACAUUAGGAGUGUUUUCAUUUGUCUGUGGCUUCUUUGAUGUUUUGACAUAGUAGCCUAACUGUUACAAAGAGUGUAGGCUAUCGACUUGGCUAUGGAGCAGUAGACUGUAUCGAAUUAGGCCUAAUGCUGUUCCCCGCACAGAAAAUGAGGCCGUAUAGAAUGGAUUAGGCCCAAUUAUAUAGCCUAGUGCAGGGAUCAUCAACUAGAUUCAGCCACGGGCUGAUUCUUUUCUUGAGAGGAUGGUCGAGCGGCCAGAACAUAAUUACAAAUAAUUUGUAAACUGCAAAUUGACCGCAAGAAGCCCAAACAUAUAUAUUUGACUAAAACAGUCAUUUCAAAUCUUGCUUAGAUUUGUAUAUGAUCACAUCUCUCUCUAUGUGUGGAAAUACUUUGGAAAAGAUCUCCAAAAUUAUUUGGUGGUGUUUUUGCAUUCUUUAGUGUCCCCCCAAAUAAAUUCAACUGUGGGCUGCCAGUUGGGGGAACCCUGGCCUAGUGUAUAACAUAAAAGGUGAGCUGUAAUUCAACAACAUAAAGUUGUUGGCCUACGCCGAGGCUAUAUGUUACCUGUAGUUAGUCUCUAUGUAUAGGUCACUCAUAUCCAGUUCUACUGGUGACAUAAGCAGCCUCAUUCCUUACCCCUCUUCUUACCCUCUUCUCUCAAGUCUGUCACUUGUUAUACAGGAGAGUGACUGUGAGGCUUAGGUUCCUCGUCUGAUUUUAAUACAGCACAUUUGAACUCUGCACAUAGACUAUAUCUUGUUUUGACUGCCUUACAAGGGCAGGCUGGCCCAGAGAGAAGCAGAAGUGAGAGGGACAUCAUACACACUCAGCAGUCGGUUGGUCAGAGAUUAGUGGUAGCUUUUAUUAUUACUUGUAUUAUCUGCUUUCAGCAAUUCAUCUACAUAGGAGAGCUAUGUGUUAAUAUCAGAUAGCCUAAGUACCAGUGAUUACACAUUUUCAGCGCUUAGGUCAUUGUGUUGCCAUAGAAUGCUCGGGCAUUGUGAUGCAACAAACAACUUCUAGAAUUUUCUAGGGAAUUAUGACCAACUUGUUUAGGCUUACACCAUGUUGAAUGCUACAGCCAGCUGGCUAGAGAUUAGAAGAGUAGAAUCUUCCUUCCUUCUGGUCCUGUGUGUCUCAUUUGGUAAGAGUAUGGCACUAGCAACACCACAGUUGUGUGUUCAAUUACCACAAGGAUCACAUACUUAUUCUAAAAAUGUAUACUCUCACAGUACUAAAACUCACUUUGGAUAAAAGUGUCUGCUAAGUGGCAUAGCAUAGCCUUUUGCAACAGCACACUUGGCAUCUCUGCUCUCUUUUCAAGAAACUACCCUUUGGCUUUCACCAAUACCUAAGCAUGUUUUAGACCUAGGCAGCGUCCAAUCCUGAAACGGCGUGAUAGCCAUAUUGACCUUUGAACUCUCACCUCUUGACCUCAACAGGAGGGACAUGGCCCAGGAGACCAACCAGAGCCAGGGGCCGCUGCUCUGCACCACGGGCUGUGGUUUCUACAGCAACCCGCGAAACAAUGGCAUGUGUUCGAUGUGCUACAAGGACUUCCUCCAGAGACAAAACAACAAUGGACGAGUCAGUCCACCAGGUGAGUAGGGAGGAAAUACCACAGAGCUUUCAAAUAUCUUAUUAAUGAUAAUUGAGUUCAUCAAUCCAACAAGUCCUCUUAGACGAAAAUAUUGACACUGACCCAUUUGACUUUUGACUGAGUGAGCACGAUUGCUGAUGUUUGGGACUUACUAUUUCACAAUGAAGAAGUCAGUUUACAAAAAAAUGACUUAAGUUUGUUUGAAAGACUAAUGAUGAUGACAGUAACUCCAGACAGUGACUGUUACUUUAGACAAUGUCUCAUUUGAGUGAGUGACUUUUGGCACAGAUUAUCCAUUAUUGAGCAGAUACUCAAUGGAAAGAAAUUUCUUUAAAAAUGGAAGGCAGUCGGGAGGAGGAAAGAUCAGAUUGGACCAUUCUAUCCAAUGAGAGGGCAGAUACAGUGAGGGGAAAAAAGAAUUUGAUCCCCUGCUGAUUUUGUACGUUUGCCCACUGACAAAGAAAUCAUCAGUCUAUAAUUUUAAUGGUAGGUUUAUUUGAACAAUGAGAGACAGAAUAACAAUGAAAAAAUCCAGAAAAAAGCAUGUCAAAAAUGUUAUAAAUUGAUUUGCAUUUUAAUGAGGGAAAUAAGUAUUUGACCCCCUCUCAAUCAGAAAGAUUUCUGGCUCCCAGGUGUCUUUUUAUACAGGUAACGAGCUGAGAUUAGGAGCACACACUUAAAGGGAGUGCUCCUAAUCUCAGUUUGUUACCUGUAUAAAAUACACCUGUCCACAGAAGCAAUCAAUCAAUCAGAUUCCAAACUCUCCAUCAUGGCCAAGACCAAAGAGCUCUCCAAGGAUGUCAGGGACAAGAUUGCAGACCUACACAAGGCUGGAAUGGACUACAAGACCAUCGCCAAGCAGCUUGGUGAGAAGGUGACAAUAGUUGGUGCGAUUAUUCGCAAAUGGAAGAAACACAAAAUAACUGUCAAUCUCCCUCGGCCUGGGGCUCCAUGCAAGAUCUCACCUCGUGAAGUUGCAAUGAUCAUGAGAAUGGCGAGGAAUCAGCCCAGAACUACACGGGAGGAUCUUGUCAAUGAUCUCAAGGCAGCUGGGACCAUAGUCACCAAGAAAACAAUUGGUAACACACUACACCGUGAAGGACUGAAAUCCUGCAGCGCCCGCAAGGUCCCCCUGCUCAAGAAAGCACAUAUACAGGGCCGUCUGAGGAGGAGGAGGAAUGCUGCCUAUGACCCCAAGAACUCCACCCCCACCGUCAAACAUGGAGGUGGAAACAUUAUGCUUUGGGGGUGUUUUUCACAACUUCACCGCAUCAAAGGGACGAUGGACGGGGCCAUGUGCCGUCAAAUCUUGUGUGAGAACCUCCUUCCCUCAGCCAGGGCAUUGAAAGUGGGUCGUGGAUGGGUAUUCCAGCAUGACAAUGACCCAAAACACACGGCCAAGGCAACAAAGGAGUGGCUCAAGAAGAAGCACAUUAAGGUCCUGGAGUGGCCUAGCCAGUCUCCAGACCUUAAUCCCAUAGAAAAUCUGUGGAGGGAGCUGAAGGUUCGAGUUGCCAAACGUCAGCCUCGAAACCUUAAUGACUUGGAGAAGAUCUGCAAAGAGGAGUGGAACAAAAUUCCUCCUGAGAUGUGUGCAAACCUGGUGGCCAACUACAAGAAACGUCUGACCUCUGUGAUUUUGCCACCAAGUACGAAGUCAUGUUUUGCAGAGCGGUCAAAUACUUAUUUCCCUCAUUAAAAUGCAAAUCAAUUUAUAACAUUUUUGACGUGUUUUUCUGGAUUUUUUUGUUGUUAUUCUGUCUCUCACUGUUCAAAUAAACCUACCAUUAAAAUUAUAGACUGAUCAUGUCUUUGUCAGUGGGCAAACGUACAAAAUCAGCAGGGGAUCAAAUACUUUUUUCCCUCACUGUACCUGUGUGAACAACAGGCACAACUCCGAUAUAAAGUGGGUUUUUUUUCUCCCAAGUUUCCAGGAUGUCCUACUUAUAUCAGUACACUCGUAACAACCUAAGCAUUAUAAAACGUAUAUUCGAUCAAAUAAGCCAUCAUAUUUUUGGUUAAUCAAAUUCUACAAUCAUUGACCUAAAUACAAAAACUCCUUGCUUGGUGAGCAAAAUAAAAGAGGAAAACAACGCCACCUGCUGGCGAAGACAGAUUUUGUGUCUAGUUAUCACUCUCUGGCUUUGCCUCUUCCUCUCUGCUUUUGGGCUGCUCUGAUUGAAGCGUGUGUUGUCAUUGCAGUGUCGUCCUCGGCGGCGGUUAGCAGCCUGGGAGAGUCCCUCCUAGCCCAGUGCUCAGAGAGAAGUACUGUAGACGUGCCGUCAGCCAUGACCCACACAGACACAGCCACUGGGAUGAAGAGGUACAGUAGGUAUACAGCUACUCUUCUCUGAAACACGCUAUCGGCAUGACCACACCUCCACCACACCUCCACCCCACCACCACUACACCACCUCCACCCCACCACCACUACACCUACACCACUACUACACCUCCACUACACCACCACCACCACACCACCACUACACCACCACCACCAUGUCAAGCCAGCCAUACAACAUACAGUAUAUGAUACACAGCCCAUGUGGAAAUUAAUUUAAUAAACUAGCCUAUGUGAAACGUUGGUACUCCAGAUAUACAUACCCCUUUCUAUAAAGACACAUUUAUUACUGUACGUACGCAAUGGCAACAAAAAAAAAAACCAUCUAAAUGGCGAUCCUGCACACGUCUGUAUUUUUGCUACGUAACUACGUUGAAUCAUUUUGCACCACUAUUUGUAGUUCUUGCAUUGCUUACUACGUAGGGUCAAGGCUAGUAUUACAGUGGAUUCCCAGGGUUUCAUUAUUAUUUUAAACCUGGGUAAUUUAUUUCCUGUUACAAAAUUAAAAGAUGUUGUGUCAUUUAAAAAAAGCGUGUCAAUCGUUAAGGGUUUCUCUGAGGAAGGGAAGGUUAUUUUUGCACCAUGGUCUUCCUGUACCCCAUUGGAGUACAGUACAAGGAAGUCAUCAUCUCUGGUUCUGUGUCUGAAUAGUGUGAUGUCAUCUCCCUGGACGCUUCUGUCUCUUCUAUGAGACCGAUUCCACUUGACAUGCCAUGUCCGUUUCCCCCAGCGUGUGCGUUAAGACAGACGAGACCUUCUGUGGUUAUCUAAUGACCUCUCUUUGUCUACCUAUCUGUACCAUACCUAGCCCCGACCAAAUCUACAGGGACACUGUUUUCUCAAACCCACAGAAAAUAUUUGAAAUAAAAAAGAAUUGUAAAAUCACUGUAUGGAAUUUGAGUACUGCUCAAUUCUAUAUAGUCGUUACAGUUUUAUCGAUUUAAUACACUUUUUAUUGCUUCAACAGCUGCCACUAACUGUACGUCUCUCUGGAUAAGAUUGUCUGCUAAGUGACUCAAAUGUAAAUGUCAAUGCCAAUCAUUCUGACUGUGUCUGACAGUGAGGUGAAAUGCUUUGUAAUAUGAUUGCCAUAGUUGAUGACAAUGAGCCCCAUGUCAUUGGAUUUUACAGUCUGUUUUCUUCCGUUCGGUGCAUUUUCAGAAAAUUCCUGAAUGGGAUUACAUUUGAAAUCUUCAAGUGUAUCAUUUUCAUAAUACUGUAUAUAGCUAGUCUUCUAAUCAAGACUACCAACUGAUGGAUCAUGCUUUAGGCUAAUUGAACACUUUUAUUAAUGUUUUUCAGUGUUGUAUCUAGCCAGUCACUCUUAACGGCAGCACCAGCUACUCAUUCAGAAGAGAAGAGUACAGCCACGUCUGAAGAAGACCUGAAAACAGAAGAGAUACAGGGUGUGUAUUACCAGCGUGUUUCCCACAAACCUUUUCUCAUAGGGACGAGUCAAUCCUCAUUUGAGAUCUGCGUGUGUAACUCACAUUUCUGUGCAAAAAUGUCAUUGACAUGAAUGCACAAUUUACACGUUGUGGUCUCAUUGACAUCAAUGCAUGGUUUACGUAAAAUACUUGAGUUAUGCAGGCAAAUCUCAAGUUAGGAUUCACACAAUAGUGCUGUUGCCGUGCUACCCUUUCAUGUUCCUGUGAAUAGCCUGAGAGGCUGUGAGGUCUCUCUCUCACACAAACACACACACACACACUGACCAACGCUGGCUCACUACCAUGGAAACCCUUCACCUCAUACCCUCUUGCAGUCAAUCUCAGUCCGAGGGGUGGUUCUACACACAGACACACAUUGUUGUCCCAUCUCUGUUUGCUUAGAGAUCGGUAGUAGAGAAAGCCCAAAGUUCAGCCUAGGAAUUUCAGGAAGGAUUUCAGACACAAUCCUCUCCUGCUGGAUUACAGUUACACUGGUUCUCUAGUGUUUCUGUCUACUGUCUUCUAGAACUGUUACACUGGUUCUCUAGUGUUUCUGUCUACUGUCUUCUAGAACUGUUACACUGGUUCUCUAGUGUUUCUGUCUACUGUCUUCUAGAACUGUUACACUGGUUCUCUAGUGUUUCUGUCUACUGUCUUCUAGAACAGUUACACUGGUUCUCUAGUGUUUCUGUCUACUGUCUUCUAGAACUGUUACACUGGUUCUCUAGUGUUUCUGUCUACUGUCUUCUAGAACUGUUACACUGGUUCUCUAGUGUUUCUGUCUACUGUCUUCUAGAACUGUUACACUGGUUCUCUAGUGUUUCUCUCUACUGUCUUCUAGAACUGUUACACUGGUUCUCUAGUGUUUCUGUCUACUGUCUUCUAGAACAGUUACACUGGUUCUCUAGUGUUUCUGUCUACUGUCUUCUAGAACAGUUACACUGGUUCUCUAGUGUUUCUGUCUACUGUCUUCUAGAACAGUUACACUGGUUCUCUAGUGUUUCUGUCUACUGUCUUCUAGAACAGUUACUUGGUUCUCUAGUGUUUCUGUCUACUGUCUUCUAGAACAGUUACACUGGUUCUCUAGUGUUUCUGUCUACUGUCUUCUAGAACUGUUACACUGGUUCUCUAGUGUUUCUGUCUACUGUCUUCUAGAACUGUUACACUGGUUCUCUAGUGUUUCUGUCUACUGUCUUCUAGAACUGUUACACUGGUUCUCUAGUGUUUCUGUCUACUGUCUUCUAGAACUGUUACACUGGUUCUCUAGUGUUUCUGUCUACUGUCUUCUAGAACAGUUACACUGGUUCUCUAGUGUUUCUGUCUACUGUCUUCUAGAACAGUUACACUGGUUCUCUAGUGUUUCUGUCUACUGUCUUCUAGAACAGUUACACUGGUUCUCUAGUGUUUCUGUCUACUGUCUUCUAGAACAGUUACACUGGUUCUCUAGUGUUUCUGUCUACUGUCUUCUAGAACAGUUACAGUACAUACACCCAAUUCAACAUUUGUUAAAGAGGAACAUAGUUUUAGAAUGGUAGAAAAUACCCAAAAGUGUUUUAAGCUUUUAGUUUUGAAUGACAAACCAGUUGCUAAAGUGUGUGUCUGUGUGUAUGUCUAUGUGUGCAGAGCGAGCACCAUGUAGAGCAGCUGUAGAUAGUGAACAGCAGGAGCCCAGCACAGCAGGUAGCUCAGGGACUCGCCCUGAUAGACAGGCCAGUCAGCCAAUGAGAAGGCCAGGAUGGCCAGGACAGGAAGUCAGUCAGUCGCAAGAGGAAGCUAGAGGAGCCAGAUGGAGAGAAGGGUCAGUGAGGACAAUCGAGACAAAUGUCACCCUAUUCCCUAUGUAGUGCACUAUUUCUGACCAAGGCCCAUAGUGCUCUGGUCAAAUGUAGUGCACUUUAUAGCACUAUUUCUGACCAUGGCCCACAGGGCUCUAGUCAAAAGUAGUGCACUGCUGUGUGUGCAUAUAGGGUGCCUUUUGGGACGCACACAGACAGAACAGACGGCUGUCAAUGGUUAGGUCAUCAUGGCUUAUAAGCUUUUACAGAGAGGGUUGAGUGAGUUCUAGAGAUGGUGAGAGUCUGGACAGCUGCUAGCUGCUUCCCCUACAACAAGGGUGGCCAAAGCCUGGGUCGUAUUCAUAAGUGCACACCGUAGCAAAACAAGCAUUUCUUAGUGGACAAGUUCAGGUACUCCCUCCCUGUUUCGGUCCAUUUCCUUCCGUUUGGUUUCUACUGAAUCCCAAUGGCUACCUUGUCUCCUUUCCUCUACGACCGCUGGUCUUCCAUGUCAUGGUGGGUGAAAGGGGGUUGUAGAAACCCCAUCCAGUACUGUACAUAGGUAAUGAAGGAUAGGUCAUGAAGAAAGGAGUACCGUAUUUGAGAGUACCGGGACACAGUCCCAAUCUUCAGGCACCUUCUAAAAAUCGUCCCUUCAUACAUACCCAUUUGGUCAAGACUGUACAACAUGGGUUUUGUAAAAAACGUAAAAAGGACACGUAUAUAAAAAUGUUUACUUUGUUAAUAGGAGGAAAAAAUAUCAAGAAACGAACAAUAAAGGAACUGGUUAGUAUUUUAACACUUAAUUCUUACAGUUCAAUGUUUACUGUGUGUAUACAUUUACCCAAAGGCAAGUACGACUGGCAUCCUGCAAUAACCCAGUCACUUCUGUUCUGUUGUUUUCUGACUUAUUUUCACCAUUACUGGGAAAGGGCGCUGUAUUUGUGCCAGAUAAACUAAGCGUUUCUACCCAUUAUGGUCAAAAGGUGAAUAAAAACCAAAGAAAAGCAAAUGCGUCGUAAAAAUGUCUGCAUACUUUUUUCAUCCCUUUUUAUUUCCUACUGAAAAUAUGUUAAAAACAGUGGGAACAAGCAUAGUAGGCCUAGUCUGUAGCACAGUGAAAUGUAGUGCCAUCACCUGAAAAGCAUGGGUAUUGGGGAUUCCUAUAAAGCUGCAGUAGUAUUGAUGCGCUGAGAAGGCGAUACGGUAAAGUUGUUGUUCUGUGUGAUCCCUCCAGUGUCUGUAUCGGUAUCCGAGGACACGGACCAGGCCUCUGUAGACGGACAGGACAAACCCUUGGACUCAGACAAACCCAAAGCCACCAAGAAGAAUCGCUGCUUCUCCUGCCGCAAGAAAGUGGGCCUCACGGGUAAGGUUCUGACACACAUUCUCCUGUUGGCUCAGUGCAGUGACUUAGUUGUUGCCCAUUUUCUCUGUCUGUGUGUGUGUGUGUGUGUGUACUUGAUAUCCAGGAGACACAUUUGGCGAUCAGCCAUUUUUUUUUUUUUACCUUCAAACUCUGCCUUCUGUGUACCCAGGCUUCGACUGCCGAUGCGGCAACGUGUUUUGCAGCAUGCACCGGUACUCAGACAUUCACAACUGCACCUUCAACUACAAGGCCGACGCAGCGGAGAAGAUCAGGAAAGCAAACCCUGUCUGCGUCGGGGAGAAGAUCCAAAAAAUCUGAAAACGGGAUUGCCGCGAAUCGGAUCUCACCCGAAAGCCUGCGGUUUUAGAUGAACCAUCGACCACCUUUUCGUUUCUCUCUCCGUUUCCUCUUUGAUUUGAAGUUGUUUGUGUGGACAACGCUCCGUUCCUAUUGGACCCUUUUAAAAUCAUGCAUGCCAGCUACAAAAAAUGUCUUUGGAAAUGUAUUUUUACUUCCUUUGUAGUUUUAAUUAUUUUAUCCCUUAAAUGUUGUGGUUUGUGAAAAAUCUGAAGAUUUAAACUAUGUUACAAUAUUUAGAUUUUGAUUAAUUACCAUACUAAUAGGGCUAUAAUUACUUUGAGAUGGGUACUACUGGAAGGGCUGUGCUUUGCUGGUGUCAAAAAGAAAAGGAAAAAAAAAACAUGUUAAAACGCAUCAAGGAUCUUUCCAUUCCUCCUUUUGGACUGUAUGUAGCCUGACGACAGAACAGAUUUUGUUUUACAUUAUCAGCGAGAGAGAAGAAACCAGGAUUGUGGCAUACGUUUGCUCCUUUGCUCCCAGACCUUUUUGUAUAAUUGAGUCAUUUAAAGACUGUGUGUGUGAUCUGCUGUGUAAAAGAGUUUAUGUUUAUCACAUGAUUAUGAAUAGCCUGUAUGCAUGUUGUUGCCGGUUGUGAGUUUAUAUGAUAUAAGGAUUAUAUAGUUCAUUUAUGGGUGCACAGAAGUAUGACCUGAAUCUAUUGUUCUGUAUUUAUGUUAGUUUAUUCACUGUCUAAACUUUGAUCUGAAUAAAGCUUUAACACAUUUUAGAAAAUUUGAAACAUUGUGCAUUUGGUACAAUUUUCUCACAUAGAAAC
This is a messenger RNA of Coregonus sp. 'balchen', 13868 nucleotides long. The record is from the annotation of a GenBank genome assembly. Lineage: Eukaryota; Metazoa; Chordata; Actinopteri; Salmoniformes; Salmonidae.